This is a messenger RNA of Notothenia coriiceps (black rockcod), 1774 nucleotides long. RefSeq names its product adaptor related protein complex 5 subunit mu 1 (gene ap5m1). The transcript has 8 exons. NCBI's taxonomy places the organism in Eukaryota, Metazoa, Chordata, Actinopteri, Perciformes, Nototheniidae. The coding region runs from base 134 to 1609 and encodes 491 amino acids. The record is from RefSeq and is a predicted model, not a curated record. Gene Ontology annotation, biological process: endosomal transport. Gene Ontology annotation, cellular component: AP-type membrane coat adaptor complex; cytosol; late endosome.
CAGGAAGUGAGAUGCUGCGUUAGAUCAAAAUCAUACAGUAAGGCAAUAAGAAUUUAACAGCUGCACAAUAAGAUGCGAGUAUUAAUAUUGCUGUCACAUUCUGUAAAUUGAAGACUUUAUUGCAGCCGAAAAAAUGAGUGUGAGAGCUUUGUGGAUUAUUUCGCACGAAAAGGGAGAACAUUUGUCUUUACGCUUCGCAAAGAGGUUUGCUACUGUGGAGCACCGUGCAAAGAUCCUGGCAGGUUCCUCAUAUACAGCAGUCCCAGAAGAUAACACUGUGCUGCAGCUCCUGCUCACUGAGUUGGGGCUCUCAGAGCCAGACAAACCCUUUGUAGCUCUCAGAGAUGAUUGCCUUUAUCGUCAGCGGUCACCAGCCCUGGAGCUGAGGGUGGACAGCCCUGGAAAGGGAAUGCUUUGGCCAGUGUUGGCAAUCUCCCACGGGCCUAUUACCCUUGCUUGCCUGCCUUUAGUGGAUGCUCCUGCUGAGCCACGGCCAGCCCUUGCAAGCCUGCUGUCUGUCUCUCAGGGCCUCACUCUCUUGGCAGGUCUGCAGACUUUUCUCCUAGGCUCUGGGAGUAAGCCUGAUAGCGAGGUGCUGGCCUCUCGCCUGGCGAUGCUGCCCUCUGUACUCUUGCAGGUUUGUCCACUUGGCACACCCCUGGAUGUGCCACUACCGGGGGCUCCUUCUACACCCACAGUGCCCACUCCUGCUGAGAACCAGAAGCAGCCAGCCUGGAAGACAGGGCUCCACCGCGGUCGAGCUGCGGUGAACGUAGCACUUAUAGAAACCGUACGCUCAAUGCAGUAUGGUAACCGCAGCAGACAGGACUUGUGGGAUGUUUACGGCACUGUGACAUGCAAAUGUGAAGUGGAAGGGGUCCUCCCAAAUGUGAUGGUGACCCUCACACUGCCACCAAAUGGUUCUCCACUACAGGACAUCCUGGUGCAUCCUUGUGUCACUUCACUGGAUUCCAGCAUCCUUACUGCCAGCAGCGUGGAUAACUUUGAUGGCUCUGCUUUCUCCGGACCAUAUAAGUUCCCCUUCUCUCCUCCUCUGGAGCCUUUCAGACUAUGCAGCUAUACAUCUCAGGUCCCCGUUCCCCCUAUCCUGGGUUCUUAUCAACUGAAGGAAGAAGAAACCCAGCUGCGUGUGUCAGUAACCCUCAAACUUCACGAGAGUGUGAAGAACUCCUUUGAGUACUGUGAAGCACACCUGCCAUUCUUUAACAGGGAUCAGUUUGGUGUUGUGGAUGUGAAGGUGAGCUCCGGACAACUCGAUGUAUCAAAAGAGAAAAACCUGCUGGUCUGGGGCUUGGGACAAAAGUUCCCUAAAUCUCGCGAGGUAACAAUGGAGGGUAAGAUCAGCUUUUCUGGGCCGACACCAGGACCUACUGACCCCCUCUGCACAGAACUAACAGCCUAUAUCAAAUUAUAUUUCAAAGUGCCUGACAUGACACUCUCUGGGUGCUCGGUGGACCAGCAUUCGGUGCAGGUUUAUUCCUCUUCAAAACAACGUAUUAUAACAUCACGAGAACUUCAAUCCAAAGAGUACUUCAUAUGGAAUUCAACAGGAAGUGCUCCGGUAUCCUCUGGGCAGAUGAUGCUGUAGCAUGGAUACAUGGUGCUCAAUAACUGGACUGAAGACUGUCAAGCAUACACUGUGAUCCAGACCGGAUAUGUGACCCCAUGAAAUGUGUUACUACACUGUUGUUACUGAGGAGCUUACAAAUGAUAGACCAUUUAAAUAACAUUUAUAAUACAUUUACAUAUAAAA